CUAAAAGCAGUGAGUAAAUAUAAUAAAAACAUCAACAUAUAAUCUCAAAAAGUGUAAAGUAAAGAAAACUAAGAAGUGCACCACCAAUCACGAAAAGAGUAUUAUUAUACAUCCGUCCUGAAUGAAAAGUCAAAGGUCAUGCGCUACAAUAACAAUAAGGCUUUAGAGCGUAAAAGAGCAGAAAGCGAACGUGUAACAAAAAGUAAAGAGAGUAAAAACGCGGAAAUAUGAAAGGAGCAAGCAAGUGAAGAGACGAACGCCCAUAAAAACAAAACGCAGUGAAGCAACAAUUGUGCGGAAAACAAGGAAGAAAAGUAACGAAUACAUUCAGAGAACAAACGAAACAGAGAAAACUGUCAGCAGUAGCAUUAAAGAGCGCAGGAUGUGAGAGAGUGGGCUUUUGAUUGUUUGUAAAGUAAAAAAAAUAAACAAAAUAAUUAGUAUUUACUACAAAACAAGCUCUUACGCAUACUAUUUGUAUACAGUGUAUAUAUACUGCGCGGGAAAACAUAAUACAACACAAACGACCACACCACUCGCCAGCAUAUUAAUAACACUCAGCACACUUUCAAACAACACACCGCCGUAUAAUCAUUCACACAAGUGCGCGUAUAAUCAUUCAGCCUGGGUUUCGUUAAACGUAAAAGUUCCUCUGCGGAGAGUAUCGCCUUUGCGUCGGUCGGUGAGUGCAACUACGGUGGGGCUGAAGGUGCUGCGGCGGCUGGUCCCUCGACAUCAGCGUCGUGCUACGGUACGGGCCGGCGGAAAAGCAGCGCCAGCGUUGCCGAGGAGGAGGCAACACGCCGUCAGAAUCGUAUACGCGAACGGGAACGACAGGCGGAGGCGCGGCGUCGUCGACGCGACACAAUGUCCUUUCGCAAUGUGUAUCGUGCGCUGCGUAUGCGUUUAAGCAACGAUGAGGACCUCACUUCAACAGCGGCUGCGGCCGAUGAUACAGAUAGACGAAUAAUAUUUUUGAAUCGACCGCAAAUACAGAAGUUUUGCAACAAUCACAUAUCAACUGCGAAAUAUAGUUUUAUAAGCUUUUUACCAUCGUUCCUUUUUGAACAAUUUAGACGAUAUUCAAAUUGUUUUUUCCUAUUAAUUGCAUUAUUACAACAAAUUCCUGAUGUCUCACCGACGGGUCGCUACACAACACUGGUACCGUUAAUAUUCAUUUUAUCUGUGAGCGGUAUCAAAGAGAUCGUCGAAGACAUUAAACGUCAUCGUGCGGAUAAUGAAAUCAACCAUCGUAUGGUGGAGGUGUUACGCGAUGGCGCUUGGACGUCGGUGCGAUGGCGUGAUAUCGGUGUUGGCGAUAUUGUAAAAAUACCCAAUAAUAUAUUCUUUCCCGCUGAUAUAUUGUUGUUGUCGUCGAGUGAACCGCAAGCGAUGUGCUUCAUCGAAACCGCAAAUUUAGAUGGUGAAACCAAUCUAAAGAUACGGCAGGGUGUGCCAGCGACUGCGAAAUGCCUGGAAACUAAGGAUCUGCUGCUGCUGGACGGCACCGUGGAAUGCGAGCUGCCAAAUCGACAUUUGUACGAAUUCAAUGGCGUACUCAAGGAGAAUAAUAAGCCCACCGUUGCUCUUGGCCCCGAUCAGAUAUUGCAGCGCGGCGCUGUUUUGCGCAACACCGCUUGGAUAUUCGGCGUUGUCGUCUACACCGGACACGAUACGAAACUUAUGAAAAACUCUACCUCAGCGCCAUUAAAACGCUCAACCGUUGACACCGUAACGAAUACGCAGAUACUGAUGCUCUUCGUUAUAUUGGUCGUUUUAUCGUUGACCAGUGCGAUAUUGAACUUUUUCUGGACGCGCGAUUAUGCGAAAAUGUUUUGGUAUUUGGGCAUAAGUGAGGACAUCAAAAGUAAAAACGUUGGCUAUAAUUUGUUGACAUUCUUUAUUCUCUACAAUAAUCUUAUACCGAUAUCUUUACAAGUGACUUUGGAGUUAGUACGUUUUUUACAAGCCAUCUUCAUCAAUUUCGAUAUACACAUGUACUAUACGGAAACCGAUACGCCGGCCAUGGCGCGCACCUCGAAUCUUAAUGAGGAACUGGGCAUGGUGAAGUAUAUAUUCUCCGACAAGACCGGCACACUAACGCGCAAUGUGAUGGUGUUCAAAAAGUGUUCGGUGGCGCGUUAUAUGUACGAACCAGCAAACUCUCCCGAGGACUCGACGAUUGUGCAGAAUUUACUCGGCAAUCACAACACUGCGCCCAUCAUCAAAGAAUUCCUCACACUGCUCGCCGUUUGUCACACGGUCAUACCGGAAAAAUUCGAUGACGGCUCCAUUAUCUAUCACGCCGCCAGUCCCGAUGAGCGCGCCAUCAUCGAGGGUGCGCGCAUGUUUGGCUACAUUUUCGAAUCGCGCACACCGCACUAUGUGGAGAUUAAUGCGCUCGGCACCAUCGAGCGCUAUGAGAUACUCAAUGUACUCGAAUUCACUUCGACGCGCAAACGCAUGUCGGUCAUAGUGCGUGCGCCAACCGGUGAGAUUAAACUCUUUUGCAAGGGUGCCGAUACGGUGAUCUAUGAGCGACUCUCACCCGAUGGUCAAAUGUAUCGUGAUGCGACUUUGCAUCAUUUGGAAGAAUUCGCUUCGGAGGGCUUACGUACUUUGUGCUGUGCCGUUUCGGUGAUACCGGAGGAAGUAUAUAACGAGUGGAAGGAGACGUAUCACAAGGCGUCGACGGCGUUGCAGUAUCGUGAGCGCAAAGUGGAGGAUGCCUCCAAUUUGAUUGAGAACAAUUUGAUAUUGUUGGGUGCGACCGCAAUUGAAGACAAACUGCAGGAGGGUGUGCCAGAGACGAUAGCCUCACUGCUGGAGGCGGGCAUUUAUAUUUGGGUGCUGACGGGCGAUAAGCAGGAGACAGCGAUCAAUAUCGGCUACUCAUGCAAACUCAUUUCACACUCAAUGGAUAUUAUUAUACUCAAUGAGGGCAGUUUAGAUGCCACACGUGAUAUUAUACACCGCCACGUGGACGAGCUGAAGAGCACGGAUAUGAAAGAGUGCAAUGUGGCGCUGGUAAUCGAUGGCCAGACGUUGAAGUAUGCUUUAAGCUGUGAUCUGAAGCAGGAAUUUUUGGAACUCUGCUUGGUGUGUCGUGUGGUGAUCUGCUGUCGUGUCUCACCAAUGCAAAAGGCGGAGAUCGUCGAAUCUGUCACACAAUCCACCGGUGCCGUAACACUCGCCAUUGGUGAUGGCGCCAACGAUGUGGCCAUGAUACAGAAAUCUCAUGUCGGUGUUGGUAUUUCGGGCGUUGAAGGGCUGCAGGCAGCUUGCGCUUCCGACUAUUCGAUCGCACAAUUUCGUUACUUGAAACGUUUGUUGUUGGUACAUGGCGCCUGGAAUUAUAGUCGCAUUACAAAAUUGAUCCUCUACAGUUUCUACAAGAAUGUCUGUUUAUAUGUGAUUGAGUUGUGGUUCGCCAUCUACUCGGGUUGGUCGGGUCAGAUUCUGUUCGAGCGUUGGACGAUCGGUUUAUAUAAUGUUAUGUUUACCGCUUUGCCGCCAUUUGCAUUGGGUCUCUUCGAUAAAGUUUGUUCGGCCGAAACGAUGCUGAAAUAUCCGCAAUUGUAUAAACCAUCACAGGAUGCGAAGCUCUUCAAUGUCAAGGUGUUUUGGGUAUGGAUAUUCAAUGCGCUUUCGCAUUCCGUAUCGCUCUUCUGGCUGCCGAUGCUGAUGACGACGCUGUCCGUGUGGCCGGAUGGCAAAACAAGUGAUUACCUCUUUUUGGGCAAUAUUGUGUACACGUAUGUCGUCGUAACGGUUUGUCUCAAGGCCGGCCUUAUCACCAACUCAUGGACCUGGAUGACACACGCCUCCAUUUGGGGCUCAAUUGCUAUGUGGUUCCUGUUCAUGGUGAUCUAUAGCAACUUCUGGCCCACGAUAAUGUUGGCGCCGAUCUUUUUGGGCAUGGAUCGUAUGGUGUUUUCGACCGUGGUUUUCUGGCUGGGCCUCUUGCUCAUACCCAUAACGACGCUUCUGCCCGAUAUUCUAUUCACAAUUGUACAUAAUACCGUAUUCAAGUCGCUCACGGAGGCCGUACGUGAGUCAGAGAUACGGCGUUACGAUCCUGAGAAUGUGAUACGAGAAUCGAAAACAUCCUUGGCGGUCACCGGCACCUCCUGGCGGCGCAUAACCUCCGUUGAGGCAUUUCGCCGUCGUCCAAAUCAUGAAAUGACACAUGCGCAAAAACAACAACAAACUGCUGAACAGUUGCAAGUGCAUAACUAUCAAAAUAAUAAAAAUGUCAAUGCCAACAACAAAGCAACGACAAAUCGUAGCUCCAUAAUUACAGUGGAAAACUUGGAAGCCGACGAUGAGCAGCAAUGGAAGCGCGCUGAUGCGCCGUUAUCCGCAACGACGACAAUGACAACACUACAUAUUUAAGCAGGCGGUUGUGGCAAUAAUGUGGAACAUUUGAAGUGGCGCAAGCCAACMGUGAAACCAACAACGAACCAAAUAUAUUAUAGUUAUAGUGAAAAGAAAACUUUAAAAAGUGUUUUGAAAUAUUUCUUUUUUUWAAUUUUAUAUUUUUUCUAUCUAAAAUGUUAAAGCUAUCAGCAGUUACUUACCAAAUAGUCGAAAAAAGGGAAAUGUUGCCAAUAUAUGUAUGUAUGUAUGUAUACGCAAAUGUUGUUUAGCGUGUAGUUUUUAAUAUGUGUGAUUAGCUAAAUGUGUACCAAAUAGUUGUAGGUA
This is a messenger RNA of Bactrocera latifrons, 4704 nucleotides long. RefSeq names its product probable phospholipid-transporting ATPase IA (gene ATP8A). The record is from RefSeq and is a predicted model, not a curated record. The coding region runs from base 868 to 4395 and encodes 1175 amino acids. The transcript has 14 exons. NCBI's taxonomy places the organism in Eukaryota, Metazoa, Arthropoda, Insecta, Diptera, Tephritidae. Gene Ontology annotation, molecular function: ATP hydrolysis activity; ATP binding; magnesium ion binding. Gene Ontology annotation, biological process: phospholipid translocation. Gene Ontology annotation, cellular component: plasma membrane.